Messenger RNA from Owenia fusiformis, 835 nucleotides. Lineage: Eukaryota; Metazoa; Annelida; Polychaeta; Sabellida; Oweniidae. The record is from the annotation of a GenBank genome assembly.
GCUUUUGCCAUAUGAGAUCGGAUUACUGAACUUUGUUCUAAGAAAUAUCAUGUUUCGACUAAAAAAAACAGGAUGCAAUAUACUUCCCACUCUGUAGCUUAUAUGGAACACGGACACAUAUAACUCGGCAGUUCAGAUGGAUGAAGAUGGUUUAGUGCCUUCUGGGAUGAAGUUCAUGAAAACCCAAGAUGGUUAUUACAUGGAUGCAUUGGAUGGUACCACAACGCCCGGGAGGCAGUGCACGGGUAAAUUAAAGGUGUUGAUUAUGGUAGCAGCGCUUAUGGUGUUAGUACUGAUGGGGGUAUCUGUACUAAUUGGAAUGGCUAUAGGAGGCUUCUUUAAAGAUUCGACCACUGGACAACCACUUGCUGACACAACAGCGGUCGUUUCAAAUUGCACAUCGGCAACUGAAUUCCAGAACGAAGAUAACUGUAGCGGUCCAGGCGACACUAGGUCAACAGAUGGAGGACUAGAUGUAACGACGGUGUUCAAAGAUACACUUCCCCGAACUGUCCUACUGAUGUGGAUCGAUUAUAACGGAACUGCUGACCCGAGUAAGGGUUGGCAGUUGGCUCCGGGUGGCAGUUUGAGGCUUAAAACAAACACAGUCCAUCCAUUCGUGGCCAAGAUCGAUGGCACCGACGAGUGGGUAAGAAUAGGAGGGCAGUGUAAAUACUACCCACAAGCAGAACAUGUUGACAUUGCUUGAAAACAUAGGAAAAGGUCGAUAGAAACAUUUUUUUAAAUAAAGAUGGCAUAGUAAUCGAUCUGUGUUGAUUUAUAAAUAUACUGGAUUCUGUUGGUGCUGCCAUCUUUGUAUCGGCCCAGAACCUUU